Messenger RNA from Sarcophilus harrisii (Tasmanian devil), 3985 nucleotides. RefSeq names its product chromosome 1 C3orf67 homolog (gene CFAP20DC). The record is from RefSeq and is a predicted model, not a curated record. Lineage: Eukaryota; Metazoa; Chordata; Mammalia; Dasyuromorphia; Dasyuridae. Bases 251 to 2671 code for a protein of 806 amino acids. The transcript is spliced from 17 exons.
GGGGCGGGCGCGGCGGCGUCGCUCGGAGGUGGGGUCCGAGGGGCGCGUCUCCGCCCGGCUCUGCGGCGGCGGGCAUGCGGUUGGUUCCCCGGGGCACGUUGUUGUCUGGGAGUUAACAGCCGCCCCGGUGACGCGGUUUCGCCCCCGAGAUCCCGGGCGCGGCGGGCGGGCGGGCAGGCGGCCAUGCACCGGCGCGGAGGCCGGAGAGCCGCGCUCUGAGGCCCCGGCCCCGGCGGCCCUCCCUGCAGGGAUGUUCAAAAAUGAGUACCAGGGGGGGCCAUUUGUUGAAAUCUUCAGUGCCCAGGGCAAAAAUCCUGGAGCAAAAUGGAAGAUCUCUGGCAGUCCAUCUGUAAUUUGGAAAGAGUUUGAUAAAGAAGUUAAAAGUUUUGUCUUUGUCCUUGAAGGCAGUAGCCAGACCAAUAAAAUUCAGUUACCAAAGGAGAAUAAGCAGAUCCUUGGUCUGAUCCAGCGGUUUCUUGUACUUCAGAUCUACGUGCCCCUGGGACAAGACUUCUCUACUGAAUUGCUGAUAACUGAUUUAGGCAACAUUAAACGAAGAUUGUAUUUGUCAACGGUCCAUAAGGAGCUUUCUGCAACCCCUCUCCAUGCAAAAAUUCCACUUUUUAUGAUCAAGCGCAAAAUUUGGUGCAAUCUGUGUAUUGACUUGGUAGCCUUCACCAGUGACAUUUUCAAGGGAGCCGUAUUCCAGUCUUUGGAUGGAAUCAUUGUCUCUGCGAACUGCAAGCUACGAAAGAUCUUCACUCUGAAGUCAAAGCCUCGAGACACAGCUGACAGAGAUGAUAUAUAUGGUGCUCCUUUUACAACAGAUGAGCCUACAGAUAUCAUUCCUCGAAGCUGUCAAUUAACUACUGAUGUACCUCAGGUUACCCAGCUGCUAAAUAUGACUAAGCUUCGCCAAACAGAAAUGAAAUUUGGAGGUCAACCAUUAACAUCAACAGAACCAGAUCAGUUUAUUAACAGAGGAUCAGGCAGUGCACGAAACAGUAAGAAUCAAGAUGUUUCUCACAUUGCAUUUGGAUCUAAAGUACUUGGACCACCUCCACCAUCUGGUAGAAGAAAUAGCAUAAGAACAUCUGGAGAGAUUGUAAAAUCCAGAAGUAGCAGAAAUUGCCAACAGCAUACCAUAGUAAAAUGUACCAACCGGUCAGAAAUGUCAAGCCUACAGUUAUAUGAGUCAGAAGAGCAAGGAGACAAAGAAAAUAUUCAUCUGGAAAAACAAAUUACACCAAUUAAUGCUGAUUCCCAUGUUAUGCAUCCACGUCCCCCUCCAGAACCAUCCGCAGAUAAGACUAACAGUAGACGAAGAUUACGGCUAAAAAGCACCAGCAGAGACAGAACAGAGACCCGCAGUGGGAGCUCUUCAGGAAACAGCCAUAAUGAAGAUAUGACACCAGCUAAGCUCACCACUGUGUCCCAUCAAAGAAUGAACAGCGCAGUGACAUUGAAUGCCACCAGUCAUCAGCAACUCUCUCCAUAUCAGACAGAUGAGUGGGUUUUUCCUGAAAAUUAUGGAGAUCAUUUUCAUUUGUACUCCAGCAAACAAUCCAUAACCCUUGAAGAUGAUUCCUGCGAUCAUUCACACCAGAUGCCAGAAAACAGCAAAGAAAGUGAAAAUAGCCAUCAGGGAGAAGAAAGCCAGAGUAUUCCAAAUGAGAUUUUCACCUUCUCCUCAAGGCCAAGGUCCUUGCCUCAUGGAAGAUGUCAGCCUGCAUUUGCAGAAGAGUGCUCCCUUCUUUUGGAUUUCAACGAGAAUGACAGAGGGAGGAGGAGAGGAGCCCAGUUGGAAGAUGAUUUUUGUGGAGGCGACAGCAGUGAAGAGGACAACCAGAGUCUGUUCAUCCAUGAUUCAGCAGGUCCUACCGCAGGCCCCACCACAGCAGGGUUACGUGAAUCCACAGUUUCAUCUGAGCUGUUCUUAGAAAGGAUUCUGGGGAAGUCUGGAAGUGGGACAUAUAAAGAACGUGUAAAAAGUGCCUGCGUGGACACAUCUGAGUCCAAGAGCCUCAUUCACAAGAGCGCGGGGCCCUCUCCAUGCCUCUCUCCCAGGCUAAGAAGGUCUGAACUAUCCAGGGAAACUCUGCGCAGAGUCACCAAACCCCAGCAAGUCACAGCAUCAGUAAACAAAGCUUCCCUAAAAGAGAUCCCAGUGGAAAACGCAGGACUGAUCCCUGACCCAUCUGAAUAUGACUGGACAAACUACCAGCCAAGUCAAAUGAGUGAGUCUGAGCUGCAGAUGCUGGCCAGCAUGAGAAGGCAACAGAUAGAAGAACUGGAAGACGUGGGAGCCUCUCAUGGUCUGAGUGCAUCCCAGGUUGACAACUGUAACGUCAGCAUCAGUAGCAGCAGUGACGAUACCACCACCUGGAACUCCUGCCUGCCACCACCCGUCAAUCAAGGACGUCACUAUCAGAAAGAAAUGGAUCCUCCUUCUCCUUCUAACCCUCGAGAUUGGCUAAAAGUAUUCAGCCCACCUAUUGUCCCCCCAAGCCAGCAGCCUACAGAACACCUGGAUUCCUCAGGAAGUUUGAGUGUCCAAGGUGAAGAUGACUUAAGCACUGAAGAGGAUGAGGAAGUGCUGACUCUGUUGUAUGAUCCAUGUCUAAACUGCUACUUCGAUCCACAGACAGGGAAAUACUACGAACUGGCUUAGCCCCUUAUCCAGGACCCAGGAUGCCUCCACCUCCAGCAAGACAUUAUCUCACACUUUAGCGCUUUGUCAAGUGUUCCCCAAAAUGUGCGUGCACAUUGUAUGGUCACGCUUUCAAUCAAAAUAGUUUGGCAGAGAAUCAAACGCGUCUGUAAGUACCACAGAAUGUUCAGAAAUAGCUACGUCGUUUUUACAGAUUUAUAUUCAUUUAAAACGUUGUGAAGAACUAAUAUAAUGACAGAAUCUUAGGACGUUGGGGGCUUUUUCUUAUUUGUUCUGUAUCAAAUAGAUGAUUUUGUUUAUUUCCUAUUAUAAUUCUUAUGUAAACCAAUUAAGAGUUAUUAAUUCAUAUGUUUUGCAGUGUUAAUUUGUAAAUGAUGGCUUGAUAUCCAGAAACUGUAUUCUUUUCUUACCUGUUAAAAAUCUAUUUGGGUACUUUCUAUUUUAUUAUAUAUUUGUAUUACCAGAAAGAAAAUAAAGUGUGAUAGUCAAAGAAAAGUCUUGUAAGUUGCUCUGCGGUUUUGUAGCGUAUUUGUAUUUGUAUUUGUAUUACCCCUACAUUUUUACCAAAAUAUUGCUGGAAGUCCUUACCUUUUCUUAGUCACAAAAAAGGAAGCCAUCCCUAAUCAGCUUAGUCUUUAUAAGGCCUUGGAGUUGCCUUUUCAUUAUGAUUCCUGCAGAUUCUGCCAAACACUACGGUGCUCGCUGCUUAUCAAUUCAGGCCACUUGUCUCCUUAGCCCUGUCUUUAAGAGAAGAACAUAAGUGCAUCUUGUUAAAUUUUUCCACCAAUUAUCUCGGAAUUCUAAUUAUGGCGGUCUAGUUUCCUAAUCUGAAAACUCCACAAACCCGACAGAUCCCCAAUCUCUGGCUCGUCCGAGGUCAGAGUGUCUGCUAAAAGUACGGUUGUAUGAUAAAGAAGCAGUCGUGUGCUUCAAGCCCCGGGGAAGAUAGCCUUCAAAUAUCUGCCAAGUAUGGUCUUCUUGAGCCUGAGGAAACACUUACAUUAGCUGCUGUAUUUUUUUAUUUAAUAAGGCAAUUUUUUCUAAUAAAGUAAGGUGCCUUUUGAAAUGAAAAAUGAUGGGUGUAUAGUCUCAGGCUCUUAAUAGUAGUCACUUAGUGUUAACAGCUCGGAGUAGAAAAUGUGUUCUUAAUUUAAAUAGCAGAUUGGGCCCACUAUUCAAGGGAUGAUCAAUUAUUUAGAGCCAUAUCCCUGAUCAUAAAAUUUUAAUCCUUCUGAUCAUAAAGAAUAACUCUGUGAUGAAUAGACAGCCAGGAUUUUCCUAUUUACAAUAAAACAGUGAAUACCUGUUACCAGA